AUGUCUCUCGAUCAAACUUCAUCUCCACCACCUCCAGAAUCCAACAAUUUACUCUCCUGUUGUUCCUUCAAUGUUCAUCACUUCUCCACUGCAUACGGAAGGAGUAACCUCACCGAAUUAUACAAAUAUUUGCAUAAAAACAAUUUCGACAUUGUCUGCCUGAAUGAAGUUUAUGAAGAUAGCGAGUAUUCUCAUCCUCUGAGAGAUUUGGUUUAUGCAUUGAAUUCAUCAUUACCUGAGGAGGUGGAAGUGGCUCGGCCCUAUCAAUAUCGAUCUGGACCCACUAAUUAUGAAUCGAAUAUUAUUCUGAGUAAAUAUCCAAUUCUAUUUCAGGAAAAGAAGGAUGUUGGAAGAGGUGAAAGAUCAGUACUUGGUAUUAAAAUUGAUCAUCCAUUGGUGAGGAAUGUAUUUGUGACUCAUUUGGAUCAUGUGAGUGAAAAUAAGAGAGUGUUACAAUUGAAGAGAGUCUUGUCUUUUAUGAAACACUUUAUUGAUAGGAAAUUGGUGGAUUAUCCAAAUGAUGAGAAUAAGAAUUUCAUUCUUCUUGGAGAUUUUAAUUCAAUGAGAAUGGAUGAUUAUACGGAUAAGUUUUGGGAUUAUCUCAUUAAGCAGAGAAUUCAAUAUGGUUGGGAAGCUCCAGAUACCCAAGUUACCUCCCUAUUAUUUAAUGAACCAACAACACCAGAAAGUCACUCCACAGAAGAAGCUGACGAACCUAAACUAAAAAUGCCACUCGUGGAUUGUUGGAAAGUUUUAAAUCCAGAUAUCAUAUUUGAGGGAGAGAAAGGAACUGGUUCUUCAAGACUCGACACUCGAAUUGACUAUGUCAUUAGUAAUACUGAAUUGCAGCCAUAUCUCAAACAAUCAUGGAUUGAUUCCGAUGCUUCUGGUAUUUCAGAUCACCUUCCUGUCGUUGUAUUAUUUGAGUUUUAAUAUAAAAU
Molecule: messenger RNA, 941 nt
Organism: Naegleria gruberi
Lineage: Eukaryota; Heterolobosea; Eutetramitea; Acrasida; Naegleriidae
Product: phosphatase
Exons: 1
Coding region: 1-933 (310 amino acids)
Biological process (GO): GPI anchor biosynthetic process
Cellular component (GO): endoplasmic reticulum
Molecular function (GO): catalytic activity
Source: RefSeq, a predicted model, not a curated record